CGCCCCUCCGGCGGAGCGCGCCCGGGGCGGCGGGAGCGGCGCGGAUGGCCCAGGUGCUGCCGGGGGGGCGCGGAGCCGGAGGCUCCACAUCUGUUUGUUACAAGCCCACUAGCCCAGUCCAGGUACUGGAAGACACUGGCUUUCUUUACCAGGAUCACCAGUUGUUUGCUGGCAGGCAUGAAGUUUCUCCGCUGACAGCUGAAGUGAUCAGUGCCAAAGAAAAAGCUGCCGAGGAGACCCUCUGCACCCUGCGCCCACCCAGCUUCCGCCGGGUCCCAGAGGCGGAGAUGCGAGGGGCGGAGGAGGUGGCAGCCGGCACCGUCCUGCAGCGCCUGAUCCAGGAGCGGCUGAGGUAUGGCAACCCCAGCGAGAACAUGAACCUGCUGGCCAUACAGCACCAGGCGACGGGCAGCGCCGGCCCCUCCAACAGCACCGCCAGCACUCUGUCUUCCGCAGAAAACCUCGUGCCCGAGGAGCCGCCAAUGGUCCAGCCGUCAGGGCGGCAGGAACCUCAGGGGCAGGAGCACCAAGGGGACGGUGCUGCGAUGGAGAAGCAGCCCCGGGCCCCGCAGGCCCCUCACGGCACCGAGGAGCUCCCCACCUACGAGGAGGCCAAGGCCCAGUCUCAGUUUUUCCGAGGCCAGCCGCCGGCCACCGCUGCCGCCCCGGCUGUGUACGGCUCGUCCGGCCACAAGUCCAGGACGGAGGGGAGAGCGACGGUGAGCCGGGCCAGCAGCGGGCAGGCGCACAAGGAUGAGGCGCUGAAGGAGCUGAAGCAGGGCCACGUCCGCUCGCUCAGCGAGAGGAUCAUGCAGCUCUCGCUGGAGAGGAACGGGGCCAAGCAGCACCCCCCGGCCCCGGGGGGCGGGAAGGGCUUCAAGGCGGCCCCGCCGCCCGGCAAGGCCACCGACCCGCGGGGCCCUCCGCCCGAGUACCCCUACAAAGGCAAGGCGGGGGCCCCCGGCAGCAAGGCACAGGAGCACGGGCUCUUCUACAGCGAGCAGCCGGCACAGGAUGUCCUCAAGGCCUCCUACGCCGCUCCCCAGCCCGCGCGGGCCGAGGUGGCCCUCGUCCGCUACCAGCCGCCCCCGGAGUACGGGGUCAGCAGCCGACAAUGCCAGCCGCCCUUCCCGCCACCGCCGGCCCAGCAGCACAGCCCCAUGUCCUCACAGGCCACUGCUGCUGGUGGCCCUUUGCUCCCAGGAGCCUUGCCACCACUGCCAGCCCCCACCACUGCCCAGGCGUCGACACCGUCACCACCAGGCCAGCAGCUGACACCCGACGCUUUUGCCAUCGUGGAGCGGGCACAGCAGAUGGUGGAGAUGCUCUCUGAGGAGAACCACGUGCUGCGGCAGGAGCUGGAAGGGUACUAUGAGAAGGCAGACAAGCUGCAGAAGUUUGAAGUAGAGAUUCAGAGGAUUUCAGAAGCUUAUGAGAGCCUGGUCAAGACCACCACUAAGAGGGAGUCUUUGGACAAAGCGAUGAGAAACAAACUUGAAGGAGAAAUUAGGAGACUUCAUGACUUCAACAGGGAUCUCCGUGAACGACUGGAGACAGCCAAUAGGCAGCUAGCCAGCAGAGACUUCGAAGGGCAUGAGGAUAAGUCAACAGAGGGCCUUUAUGUCACUCAGAACAAAGAGCACCUGAAGGAGAAGGAAAAGCUGGAGAUGGAGCUGGCAGCUGUGCGCUCUGCCAAUGAGGACCAGCGGAGGCACAUUGAAAUCCUCGACCAGGCCCUAAACAAUGCACAAGCCAAGGUCAUCAAACUGGAAGAGGAGCUGCGCAGGAAGCAGGCCUACGUGGAGAAGGUGGAGAAGCUGCAGCAGGCGCUGACACAGCUGCAGGCGGCCUGCGAGAAGCGGGAGCAGAUGGAGCGGCGGCUGCGCACGCGCCUGGAGCGGGAGCUGGACUCGCUGCGGAUGCAGCAGAGGCAGGGCAGCUACCAGGCAAGCAGCCUCCCAGAGCACAAUGCCCCAGCCCUGAUGGAGCUGGUGCGGGAGAAGGAGGAGAGGAUCCUGGCCCUGGAAGCUGACAUGACCAAGUGGGAGCAGAAGUACCUGGAGGAGAGUACAAUCAGGCACUUUGCCAUGAAUGCUGCAGCCACAGCUGCAACAGAGAGGGACACCUCAGCCCCGAGCCACUCACGCAAUGGCAGCUACGGCGAGAGCGCGCUGGAGGUGCGGGGCUGGCAGGAGGAGGAGGAGAUCGUGCAAGCCAACCGGCGCUGCCAGGACAUGGAGUACACAAUAAAGAAUCUCCAUGCAAAAAUCAUUGAGAAGGAUGCCAUGAUCAAGGUCCUUCAGCAGCGGUCGCGGAAGGACCCCGGGAAAGCUGACAGUGCCAGCCUGCGACCAGCUCGCUCCGUCCCUUCCAUCGCCGCUGCUGCAGGGACACAUUCGCGCCAGACCUCGCUCACCAGCAACCAGAUAGCUGAGGAGAAGAAGGAAGAGAAGAUCUGGAAGGGAAGCAUAGGGCUGCUCCUGGGGAAGGAGCACCACGACCACUCCUCGGGACCCUCGCUGCCUCCUCCGCUGCCCUCCUUGUCCUGCAUGCCCAUCCCGGCCCCGGCAGCUUCCCACAUGAAGACGGGCAGCAAAGACAGCAGCACCCAGACGGACAAGAGUGCUGAGCUCUUCUGGCCCAGCACUGCCUCCUUCCCUGGCCGAGGACGGCUGGGCACCACCCCGUCACACAGCCCUGCCCCACGGCCCCCGGGGACACGAGUCACUGACAAUGCAGGCCAUGGGAAGCUGCCUGACAGCAAAGGCAGAGUGAGCAGCUUGCUCCACAAGCCUGAGUUUCCAGAUACAGACAUGAUGGAAGUCCUCAUCUGAGCAGAGGGUGACGUCUCUGGGGUUUCACAUGUGUUUACGGCCAGGUCUAACGUGGUCCUCGGUGUGCCAACCUUAAAAACUAACCCUGAGAGUUUGAAGAAGGAUAGUGAAAGUUUGUACCCAAAAUUAAGCUUGAGUCUGAGAUGUCAAGACUUUGGACAAGACAAGAACUCAAGAGCGCUGAAGAGGAGCAAUGAAGUGAAUGUCUGGGAUUUUCCAAGCAGAAGAGGACAUUGAAAAUGGAAUGUGGUGUGAGAAGGGGAUUGUUGAGGGAAGAGAAAAUUGCAUUUUCUGGUAUAAAGAGAAGGUAGUGAAGUUACAGACUGGGUGCAAACUGCCACUCUGUUUCCCUGCCUCUCUGCAGCCAGGGCAGGGAGUGAAAUCCUGGCUCUUUUGAGGCCAGAGGGACUUUCUGAAUAACCCAGGAGAAACGUGCAUCUUCCUCAGUAUCAAUUAAUUUCUCAGCUGCUUAAUUUCAGUGAAUAUUUGGUCCGUAGAUGUGCAUGGCAGGUUCUUGUAAGUAGUUGUUUGAAGUGGUGUGGUGUGGUUUUCCUGGGCAGGCAGGUCAGGUGGCUCUUCCCUGGCUGGCCUGGUAUUGCUCUUGGAGCUGGAUUUACAGUGCAAAUAUUCAUGUCUUGCAACCUCAGAGCUUGCUGAGACUUCUUUUUUUGGUAGGAGCAGUUGUUGGCUGGAAUUCCUAUUGAAGCAUGAAAGUAGAGGGAGGGAAGAGGACCCUGCUGAAGCAAUCCUUUUUUUGAGGAUGGGAAAGUUUCAGGAGGAAAAGUCAGGAGAGGAUCCCAGCAGCUCCCUGAGGGCUGUGUGGUGUGGAAGCUCAUUUGGGGCAGGAGUUGCUGUGGGGAGUGUUUCCAUUGGAGUUAAGUGAAGCUUGCUUGUGAGAUCAGAAGGUGGCUCUAACUGUGCACUGGGUCAUAGUAGUGGAAAAACCAGAGUGUUUGUGGUAAGAACAGGAUUUAUCCUUUAUUUUCAAUGCCUACAGCCAAAUCCUACAUCCUUGAGCGUAGAAACCUGCUGUUCAAGCUGACAUGGAACAGGGCAUUAAGGGGUGUAGGAUCAGGUCGGGAAGAGUUUAACUGCAAAGCAAAGCAUGAGCAUCACAUGUUUUUUGUGCUGAGCUAAGUACUUCCUCACAGGGAGGGUGAUUAGAUGUUGGAAUGGACUUCCCAGGGAAGUGGUGGAGGCACCGUCCCUGGAUGUGUUCAAGGAAAGGCUGGAUGUGGCACUUAGUGCCAUGGUCUAGCUGAUGUGGUGGUGUUGGUCAUAGGCUGGACUUGAUGAUCUUAAAGGUCGUUUCCAGCCUUGGUGAUUCUGUGAUUCUUUUCACCUCAUUUUACCUGGGACGGAACAUUUCUCAUUUUCAGCUUAGUCCCUGGUUUCUGUAGGAGGUGGCCACUGUCUUUGUAAGACAGCCAACUCACCAGCAGUGUUAAUCAGGGUGUACUGUUUGCUUCAUGCAUUGCACAUGCUGAUCAGGAAAUUUUCCUCUUGGAGGUAUUUCUGUACUGGCUUUGCAGUUCCUGAGCCUUGUGGUGUGCCAUAAUGGCGUUAGGAAGAACAUCCCUUUGGGGAAAUGGGUGAUGGGAUUUUAUGUGAAGCUGCCUAGAGUGGAAAAUUGAUGGGUGCUGGAAAUAAUGGUGUGCUCAGGGCUGGCUCAAGGUCACCCCUUCCUGUAGGUGUCGGGUCAGAGCCCUUGGUUGUGAAAACACCAGGCACUUUAAACUCUGCUUCUACUGAAAACUGAAGUCCUUGCAACCUCAGCGCCUGCAGGGGCCAAAGCCCUGCACUCAGUACUGCCUGGCUGAGACCUUUUUUUAAAAAAAAAACACACCAACAUUGCUGUGUUGAAUCUAUGCACUUAUUUCUGCCUGUACAUAAAGUUACACAUACGUCAGUGUCGCCCUCUCUCUGUUUUUUGCACCUGUUGAACAAAGUAAUGGUAGGUUGUGUGGGCAAGCCAACUGUGUCUUUCAAGUAUUAGCAGCUUUGCAUUGUGAAACCAAAUGUGUUUGGUUCCAGACCCCUGGAAGAAGUUACGUGGCUUAAUAUAUGCCUUGUAAAAUAACUUUAUUUUUUAUCUCUGAAGUUAAUUCAAAGGUUAUAAGUGUUUGCAUAAAAGCUAGGCCUGCUCAUGGCAGCAGCACUGAACCCCCUCCAUGGCCCUUCCUCGAGUGUCUGUAGUGGGAGUGGGGCAGGAGGAGGACAAAGCAAGGGGAUACAAGUAAAACAAUGGUGAGUGUUUCAUUUCUUCAUGUAGUAAGGAUAUCCAGGUGCUUGGAAGUCCCUAAGCGUUUUUUUACCGGCUGUAUUAUUUCUUAUGAUGAAACCAAUUAAUAGUUUGUGUGCAGGCAGAGAGCUGGGCAUCCAGCAGAAGCAGUGUUGGAUCAGCAUGAGUGAUGUGGCUUUCAGUUAUGUUUGGUAGUAGUGCAGCUCAGCUUCUCCAGCUCAGCUAGAGUACAGCACUCCUCAUCUUUCUCCUCCCCAUGGAGGCCACAGUCCCUCCAGCUUCUGGUACCCCAAGGUGUGUUUACAGCCAGUGCUGCUCCAGAUUCAUGGUCACAUACAGGAAACCUUUUGUUUGAGACUGCAGUGCAGGCAAAUCUCAUCUGCUUUUGGAGUCCCAGCUUAAAUAAACUCGGAAGUUCAUUCUCCUCAAUUAUUUUGAACUCAAGAGAUGUUUGUUUUCCUGGAGAGGGAAGGUCUGGAGGACCAGCAGGUCUCCCCCCAGCCAGAGCACUAGCAGGACUUGUGUGGGGCAGUACUGCCAUAAAUCAGCCCCUCUCAUCAGAGUGAUGCAGGUCCAUUUGUGCUGCUUUUCCCAGCUCUUGGAACUGUUUUGUGUUUGGGGAAAUGUGCUGUAGCCAUUCCAGGUGACAUUGGUAACUAGUUGUAAAAUAAUGAUGUUUUUUAAUUGUCGUUGGUUGUAUAGAGAAGCUGGUGUACAGUGUUGUACAGCUGGAGGGUUAUUUGUACAUAGAGGGGAAAAUUAAGAAAGUUAUGUGUCACCCACAGCAAAUAUUGAUAUUGUUGGUCAGCCAAAGAUUUCUUGUUCUUUGCUGUUUAAACUUGUGCCUUAAUAUUGUAUAUAAUAAAUGUAUAAACAUGUUUCUUUUCUCA
Messenger RNA from Apus apus (common swift), 5966 nucleotides. RefSeq names its product angiomotin like 1 (gene AMOTL1). Lineage: Eukaryota; Metazoa; Chordata; Aves; Apodiformes; Apodidae. The transcript is spliced from 13 exons. The coding region runs from base 45 to 2834 and encodes 929 amino acids. The record is from RefSeq and is a predicted model, not a curated record. Gene Ontology annotation, cellular component: bicellular tight junction; cytoplasmic vesicle; plasma membrane. Gene Ontology annotation, biological process: hippo signaling; regulation of cell migration; actin cytoskeleton organization.